Lottia gigantea (owl limpet) is the source of this 378-nucleotide messenger RNA. RefSeq lists its product as hypothetical. Bases 1 to 378 code for a protein of 125 amino acids. The record is from RefSeq and is a predicted model, not a curated record. Lineage: Eukaryota; Metazoa; Mollusca; Gastropoda; Lottiidae. The transcript has a single exon.
AUGGCAAACAAGUUUGGAUUAGGGUCUUUACCUCUAGAAUCUAAAAAUCCCAUGAGUUCUACGGCGUUUAUAAACAAAGCGAAACCUUUUUUCGUGGAUCAAAUCGGAGACACCUUACAAGGGGAUAUCGAUAUGAACAAUUUCAAAAUAACUAAUUUAAAGUUUCCAGGAAACGAUAACGAUGCCGUGAACAAGAAAUAUUUACUGGAUCAAAUAAACGCAAUUCAAAUAGAUAAGGACCAUGUUGAAAAUAGAAUAAAUGACGUGAAAAGAUACCUCAGACGAAAUAUUAAAAAUCUUGUGGACGAACCCAAACUACAACAAGAGUUAACGAGUUUGAAACGUCUUAUUCAAGUGGUUGCAAAAUUUAAUAUCUAA